Chinchilla lanigera (long-tailed chinchilla) is the source of this 2521-nucleotide messenger RNA. It is a transcript of the gene Slc1a7, whose product is annotated as solute carrier family 1 (glutamate transporter), member 7. The coding region runs from base 1 to 1725 and encodes 574 amino acids. The transcript has 11 exons. Gene Ontology annotation, biological process: L-glutamate transmembrane transport. The record is from RefSeq and is a predicted model, not a curated record. NCBI's taxonomy places the organism in Eukaryota, Metazoa, Chordata, Mammalia, Rodentia, Chinchillidae. Gene Ontology annotation, molecular function: neutral L-amino acid transmembrane transporter activity; glutamate:sodium symporter activity; L-glutamate transmembrane transporter activity. Gene Ontology annotation, cellular component: plasma membrane.
AUGGAAUGGUGCCGUGCCCCAUGCCAGCAGGCCCGGCUCACCAUGGUGCUGGGUGCCCUUCUGGUGCGAGGCAGGGACGUGUGCCGGCGGAACGGACUGCUCAUCCUAUCGGUGCUCUCUGUCAUCGUGGGCUGCCUCCUCGGCUUCUUCCUGAGGACCCGGCGCCUCUCACCACAGGAGAUUAGUUACUUCCAGUUCCCCGGAGAGCUCUUGAUGAGGAUGCUGAAGAUGCUGAUCCUGCCACUGGUGGUCUCCAGCCUGAUGUCCGGUCUCGCCUCCCUGGAUGCCAAGACCUCCAGCCGCCUGGGCAUCCUCACUGUGGCUUACUACUUGUGGACCACUUUCCUGGCCGUCGUUGUGGGCAUCGUCAUGGUCUCCAUCAUCCACCCGGGGGGCGCAGCCCAGAAGGAGACGACAGAGCAGAGCGGGAAGCCGGUCAUGAGCUCAGCCGACGCCCUUCUGGACCUCAUCCGGAACAUGUUCCCAGCCAACCUGGUGGAAGCCACAUUCAAACAGUACCGCACCAAGACCACCCCGGUUAUCAAGUCCCCCAAGGUGACCCCAGAGGAGGCCCCGCCGCGACGGAUCCUCAUCUACGGGGUCCAGGAAGAGAAUGGCUCUCGUGUGCAGAACUUCGCCUUGGACCUGACCCCACCACCUGAGAUCGUCUACAGGUCGGAGCCCGGCACCAGUGAUGGCAUGAACGUGCUGGGCAUUGUCAUAUUCUCUGCCACCAUGGGAAUCAUGCUAGGCCGCAUGGGUGACAGCGGGGCCCCCCUGGUCAGCUUCUGCCAGUGCCUCAACGAGUCUGUCAUGAAGAUCGUGGCAGUGGCUGUGUGGUACUUCCCCUUUGGCAUUGUGUUUCUCAUCGCCGGCAAGAUCCUGGAGAUGGAUGACCCCAAGGCGGUCGGAAAGAAGCUGGGCUUCUACGCCAUCACCGUGGUGUGUGGCCUUGUGGUCCACGGCCUCUUCAUCCUGCCCCUGCUCUACUUCUUCAUCACCAAGAAGAACCCCAUUGUCUUCAUCCGCGGUGUCCUCCAGGCCCUGCUCAUCGCACUGGCCACCUCCUCCAGCUCAGCCACACUGCCCAUCACCUUCAAGUGCCUGCUGGAAAACAACCACAUUGACCGGCGCAUUGCCCGCUUUGUGCUGCCCGUGGGUGCCACCAUCAACAUGGAUGGCACUGCGCUCUAUGAGGCUGUGGCCGCCAUCUUCAUUGCCCAGGUCAACAACUACGAGCUGGACUUUGGCCAGAUCAUCACCAUCAGCAUCACAGCCACCGCGGCCAGCAUUGGGGCAGCUGGCAUCCCCCAGGCCGGGCUUGUCACCAUGGUCAUUGUGCUCACCUCUGUGGGACUGCCCACUGACGACAUCAACCUCAUCAUCGCUGUGGACUGGGCUCUGGACCGUUUCCGCACCAUGAUUAACGUGCUGGGUGAUGCAUUGGCUGCAGGGAUCAUGGCCCACAUCUGUCGCAAGGACUUUGCACGGGACACUGGCACUGAGAAGCUGCCACCCUGUGAGACCAAGCCGGUGAGCCUUCAGGAGAUCGUGGCGACCCAGCAGAAUGGCUGUGUGAAGAGCGUGGCUGAGGCCUCAGAGCUGACCCUCGGCCCCACCUGCCCCCACCACAUCCCUGUGCAGGUGGAGCAGGAUGAGGAGCUGGCCACGGCCAGCCUGGACCACUGCACCAUAGAGAUCAGCGAGCUGGAGACCAACGUGUGAGCCUGUGGGGCAGGAGCAGAACUCGCGGCUCACCUGAGCAGCCAGGCAGCCGGCAGGCACCAGGUUCAUGCAUUCUGCUCUCCUUGAGAGGCUGGAAUUAGCCUGAGAGGUGGGAAAUAGAAUUUCAGAGGGAGAGGGUGCACGCUGGAGCCUCAUCCUGAGCGCGGUGGCCUGCCCAGCCCAAACCUUAACUGUGCUACCUUGAAAGCCUAUGUGGGGGUGAGGCAGGGGUUGUCAUCCCCAUUUUCUGGGUCACAGAUUUGAGGUUCUGAGCACUUGCCCAUGGUCUUGAGAAAGCAAUGUCAGGGCUAGGAUACUAACUCAAGUCUCUGAGCCCUGGCUACUCCUUCCUGUAGGACAGAGUGGCCUGUAGGGACAGACGUGGAGGGGUGCCACAGUCACUACUGCUUCUAAUUCAUGAGGAUGUAAUAACAACAUCCUGGUUUCCACCCCAGCCAUGUCCAGGCCCAGGCCAGCCCUCACCCCACCCCAUAGAACAGACAAAUAGCUGCCCCCAAACCUGGGCCUGUCCUGGGCUGAGACCCGCUUGCUGCCUUCCACGUGCCAUGGCCUGCCCUGUCCCUGCCCACCAGCUGAGUCUCCCACAGCUUGUCUGAUGUGGACCGGAUAUCUUUACUAGGACCCUGGAAAGGCCUGGUGGGGACAUCCAGGCCAGCUUGCUGUGGGCAGGAGGGCAGGCCCUGGUGGCACCCUGGGGUCAGAACUCCCCCAAGGCCCAUGUGACAAAGUGGAGUCACAAUUCCUAUCCCUUCCUGUGUUAGCAAAUUCAGUGAUA